GAUAAAUUCAGGUACCGCCAUUUUGAAAUAAGCGCGGGAGAAAUUAAAAAUUUGAAUUUCAAAAUUAGAAAAAAUAGAUUUUUUUUUGUUAUUAUCGUUAAUAAUUAUAAUAAUUAAUCAAAUUUGACUACUUGGAAUUAAAAAUUAAAGUUAAUUAUUAUUAUUGUUUGAAGACCAGUAAAAAAAAAGAUUUUAAAAUUACUCACGAGCGUGCGCGAUUGAAAUUUUGAUGUCAAAUUUAUUUUUAAAAAAUUUCUAUUAUUUUUCAUAAUUUUUAAUUUUUGCACGUAAAUAAAAUUCACAAAAUUUUGAAAAUUAUUUUCAGUUUGUUUUUAAAAAUUUUUUUUUCGAAUCUUUUAUUUUUUUUAAUCCUAACCUAAGAAAUUAUUUUUAAAGUAAUUAUAGAAUUUUUGAGCAAAAAACGUGAGUAGAAUUUCAAAAAAGUUGUUACAAAUUUUACUCAACAAAAAAAAAAUUUUUUGUCUAAAGAAAAUAAAAAAAUUAAUUUUCAUUUUUAUGUGUUCAUUUUUAUUUGUGCGGCCACGUGGUCUAGAAUAACUUGAAAUAAUUGCUGGGUCACGUUAAACAAAUUUUUAAAAAUAUAAAUUUAAAAACAACAAAAUGUCAAAAAUUUUGAGCGCUAAAAUUGGACCCUCGAUUUUAAACGCCGAUUUAUCAAUUUUGUAUGAAGAAUCAGUUAAAUUAAUAGACAAUGGUGCUGAUUAUUUGCAUCUUGAUGUAAUGGAUGGUCAUUUUGUGCCAAAUUUAACUUUUGGUCACCCGGUGGUAAAAUGCCUGAGAAAAAAAAUAAAAAAUGUUUUUUUUGAAACCCAUAUGAUGGUUUCGAAACCCGAUCAGUGGAUCGAGCCAAUGGCUGAUGCUGGUGUUGAUCAGUACACUUUUCAUGUCGAGCCUGUUAAAGAUGUUGGGGCUGUUUGCAGAAAAAUUAAAGAAGCCGGGAUGAAGGUCGGUGUGGCAUUGAAACCUGGUACGGAGGUAGAUGUUGUUACGGAAUACAUUGAACUAGCAGAUAUGGUGUUAAUAAUGACUGUGGAGCCAGGGUUUGGAGGACAAAAGUUUAUGGAGAACCAGAUGGUGAAAGUUAAAUGGCUGAGAGACAAUUAUCCUGGUUUGGAUAUUGAAGUUGAUGGUGGAGUAGGUCCUAAUACUAUUGACAUGUGUGCCAAGGCCGGAGCAAACAUGAUCGUUUCCGGUACUGCUGUAAUAGGAUCUGCAGAUCAGCGUAAAGUUAUGUCGAGUAUGAAACAAACAGUAAAUGGAUACUUAAAUAAUUGAUAGUGAUAAUGGGCAUGUUUUAUAUUUUCUGGGAAUAAAAUUUUAUUUUUCAAUUUUAAA
Messenger RNA from Microplitis demolitor, 1356 nucleotides. It is a transcript of the gene Rpe, whose product is annotated as ribulose-phosphate 3-epimerase. The coding region runs from base 622 to 1296 and encodes 224 amino acids. Gene Ontology annotation, molecular function: D-ribulose-phosphate 3-epimerase activity; metal ion binding. The record is from RefSeq and is a predicted model, not a curated record. The transcript is spliced from 4 exons. Gene Ontology annotation, cellular component: cytosol. NCBI's taxonomy places the organism in Eukaryota, Metazoa, Arthropoda, Insecta, Hymenoptera, Braconidae. Gene Ontology annotation, biological process: carbohydrate metabolic process; pentose-phosphate shunt, non-oxidative branch; pentose-phosphate shunt.